Biomphalaria glabrata is the source of this 396-nucleotide messenger RNA. Its product is annotated as small proline-rich protein 2H-like. The transcript has a single exon. The coding region runs from base 1 to 396 and encodes 131 amino acids. The record is from RefSeq and is a predicted model, not a curated record. Lineage: Eukaryota; Metazoa; Mollusca; Gastropoda; Planorbidae.
AUGAAUAAAGUCUGCCCUGUACCAGCCAUGAAUAAAGUCUGCCCUGUACCAGCCAUUAAUAAAAACUGCCCUGUACCAGCCCUGAAUAAAGUCUGCCCUGUACCAGCCAUGAAUAAAGUCUGCCCUGUACCAGCCAUGAAUAAAAACUGUCCUGUACCAGCCAUGAAUAAAAACUGCCCUGUACCAGCCCUGAAUAAAGUCUGCCCUGUACCAGCCAUGAUUAAAGUCUGCCCUGUACCAGACAUUAAUAAAGUCAGCCAUGUACCUGACAUUAAUAAAGUCUGCCCUGUACCAGCCAUGAAUAAAGUCUGCCCUGUACCAGCCAUUAAUAAAAACUGCCCUGUGCCAAACAUUAAUAAAGUCUACCCUGUACCAGCCAUUAAUAACAAGAUGUAG